AUGUCAAACUCUAAAUUGGCUUCUCUUCAUCCUUAUAUGCUUCAAAAGAUUCUCUCUAAGGUAGCAACAAACCAUAUCUGGGACUUCGGUAGUGCAAGAGUUGCAUUGCCCCCCUUCAAUCAAAUUGGCAGAGAAGAAUACUUCUACAAAUCUGCAGAUCUUAUUCACUUCAAUGACUGGAUUGAUGAAGUUAAUGCUGUCAGAACAUACAUGCUUAAGUGCUACCAAGCUGGUAAUCCACAUGCCAUCGACAUGCGAGUUUGGGACUUCUGCAAUGAUAUUCAUUUGACUGUUGCUCACUGGCCAAUUAAAGAUUAG
Eruca vesicaria subsp. sativa (arugula) is the source of this 318-nucleotide messenger RNA. NCBI's taxonomy places the organism in Eukaryota, Viridiplantae, Streptophyta, Magnoliopsida, Brassicales, Brassicaceae. The record is from the annotation of a GenBank genome assembly.